Messenger RNA from Colossoma macropomum (tambaqui), 1338 nucleotides. RefSeq names its product reticulophagy regulator 1 (gene retreg1). The record is from RefSeq and is a predicted model, not a curated record. Gene Ontology annotation, biological process: negative regulation of neuron apoptotic process; reticulophagy. Bases 30 to 1298 code for a protein of 422 amino acids. Gene Ontology annotation, cellular component: endoplasmic reticulum membrane. NCBI's taxonomy places the organism in Eukaryota, Metazoa, Chordata, Actinopteri, Characiformes, Serrasalmidae. The transcript is spliced from 9 exons.
AGGGCGAGGCGGAGCGCGGUGCUUUGGCCAUGGCAGCAGCGGCGGAGCCUGUACAGGAGAGCCGGAGCUCAGACACAGAGCGAGGGGCUGCAGAGAGCGGGCAGCGGGCUGGAGGAGGAGGCGGUGUCCGAGCGCUGGUGGACUGGAGGAAACCGUUCAGGACCACCGCGCUGUUCACAGCCACCAACGCCGUGUUCUGGUUUGUGUCCCUGAGCCCCUGUAGAGUGGUUUGUCUUCUCGGCUUGUGUCUGGCUCUCUUGAUGCUGGUACAGCUGCUGAGGGAUGUCGUGCUUCCCAGGUCAAGAGGUGCCAGUUUAUGGCGUAGUAUGACCAGCAGCUGGGAGAUGGUUGACUCAGGCCAGGAGGGCAGGUCUGGAGAAGAAGCUCAGUUCACAGACUCCUGGAUGAGCUUCAAGCUGUUUCUCGCAGAGACCUCGUCUUUCAAACAACAGAAUCCAGGCAAGUUCUGUCUGCUGGUAUGCAGCUUAUGUUCUUUCCUGGCAGUGCUGGGGCGUUACAUUCCAGGAAUUGUUAUUUCAUACAUUAUAGUGCUAGGCAUUUUCCUGUGGCCUCUUGUGUCGUCACAUGAUUUUGGGAUGUGGUUGGAUCCAGUUCUGCAGAAACUGGAUUUUGGAGUGGGAGAAUUCCUUCAGAAGAUCAAGGAGAACCAUGAGAAGAGAUUGCUGAAGGCACAGACUGAGAAAGAGAGCAUUGAAGCUGAUCUUUCCUCACUGUUCCCUAAGUUGGACUCCACAGCAUGUAGGGAGCUGUCUGUAUCAGACACUGAAGUCUCUGAAGUAACGUGGACAGAUAACGGCACCUUUAACUUGUCGGAAGGACACACACCUCAGACAGAGAACUCAGAGGACUUAGACCGACGCAGUGAAGAGGAAGUCUUCUCCGGUGGGCUCCCUGACUUUCCCUCCCUGGAUAACGGUCUGGGGACUAACGGCGAUGAUGAUGAUGACCUGAGCAUAGGUCUGCCCACACGAGGAGAGCGUGUGGAGGGGGAGGCAGCAGCACAGGCUCUGGGACUGAUUCAGAGGAUGGCUGGAGAUGUGAUUACAGCAGCAGUCACCACAGCCAUGCAGGAGCGUCUACAGGCAGUUGGGGCACCAGUACUGGCCCAGGCUUUGGCCGAGGACACAGACAGCGAGGCAGAGGACUUUGAGCUGCUAGACCAGUCUGAGCUGGAGCAGCUGGAAGGGGAGCUGGGCCUGGAGAAGGCCAGUGGUGAGGCCCAGCCCAAAGGCACCAAACAACCAGGCUUUUUCUCCAAACUGCUGGGACACCACUGAUGCGACUCUUCUCGAGGGCACCUGGUCCUCCCUGCAAUUG